Molecule: messenger RNA, 924 nt
Organism: Parnassius mnemosyne (clouded apollo)
Lineage: Eukaryota; Metazoa; Arthropoda; Insecta; Lepidoptera; Papilionidae
Source: the annotation of a GenBank genome assembly
AUGGCGUACGAAGAACACAAAAUGACGGUGUUAAUGAUUUUUUUGUGUAACAUAGUUCAAUUUACAUAUUCCCAUGAAGAUACUGUGAAUUAUUUGGCAAUGACAGACUCUUCUGAUGACAUGGAAACAGAGCCAGUUCGAAGAAGUGAUAUGAUUGACAAAUCCAAGAGUUAUAAAGGUCUACCGAUUGACUUAUCACCUUCAAGACAAACAACCAAAUCGGCCACCACCGCGGUAUACCCGCCUCUCAGUCGCCGUUUCCGACGCAUCUAUAAUCCUGAUGAAACGGCUUCUGUCUCCGAUUAUCCAUUCAUGGCGGCGCUACUCGUGAAUGGACAACUGUGGUGUGGAGCCGCCAUUAUAAGAACCGACAGUAUUUUGACCGCAGCACAUUGCUUACAACUGCAAUAUAACAACCGGUUUUUCCGGGAAUACGUCAAGAUGCUCACCGUCCGCGUGGGAUCUAGUAACGCGACGUCCGGUGGCGAGAUCUACAGAGUGACUGAGAUCUUCUUCCACCCCAACUACAAGCCCAGCACCCUGGAGUUCAACUUCGCAGUAGUGAAGCUGCAUAAGAAUAUUUCUGCCGAGAGUGAAUACAAAGCCAGUGUCAUUGAGUAUUCUCAAGAUAGACUUGUUCCGACGGAUACGCAAAUAACAUUCCUUGGUUGGGGUUCCGUAUUGGGUUCCGAAGGACUGGGAGGCCAAACUUUACUGCAGAAAGUUAAACUACCAGUAUACGACUUCGCUGACUGUCAAGAGGUAUAUGGAAAGGAUUUAGUAACCAGAUCAAACUUUUGCGCUGGAUAUAUCACUUUACCCAAAAAUGUCUGUAAUCCGGAUCAACCGGCGGUGUUCUCGUCCGUUGGAUUUGUAGCGGAGUGGUUGGGGAAGCUGGGCGAGAAACGAAUGAGGCUAAGGUAA